AUGACGACGAUAGAAAGCUUACCUGCAGAAAACAUCGCGCAAAUCUUCAAAGCAGCUUCCCAGCUGGAGUUUAGACAAGAUAAUCUUAGCCUCCCCCUCACUUUCCUUCAAUGUUCCAAGGUUUCUCGACGAUGGUAUUACAUUGCCCUACAGAACCCUGAUCUUUUCACCAACAUCGUCAUUCCGUUCACAGCUCUCCGAGAACAAAAAUAUAGCAUUUCGAAAUGGACCAAAUUUUGGCUUGAACAGUCGAAAACCUGUACAGUGACUGUUACCGUGCGCUUUGAUCUCACUACCGCUCAAGCAAGGGACCUCACGAUUUUCCGCGCACUGUUACGCGGUCAUAUUAUUCCUCACGCUUCUCGCCUUCGAGCAUUCCGCUUUGUUUGCCUUCAGAGAGGUAUUUCAGUUUCGACGCAACACUUCUUCGAUACUCCUUUUAUCUUGCCUGUCGAAGCUCCGAAUCUAGAGGAAUUAGUGAUCCGUACAGGCGGGGGUGGCAUUUUACCUCUCUUCGUCGAACCACCCGGAACCAAACCUCUCUUCAUGUCGAGCCACAAAUUGCGUAGACUGGUGAUUCAUGGUACAGCGGAGAUCAUGUUUGCAUCCUUGACUGGACUGACAGAGUUCGAUGCCAGUCUGGUUGCGAUAUCGGACACAUCGUUCCGUAAGCUGGUCCUGGGUUGCCCGAAGCUCGAGAUUCUAGCGCUUCGUGCUCUCUCUCUUGCAAAACCCACACCCGAAGGUGAUUCGGCACCCAUCUCGAUGGACUUCCUUCGGUCCCUCACACUUGAUUUUAUUGCUUCCAACGUCGUCAACAUUUUCACACACAUUCUUGCUCCCAACCUCGAAUACCUAGAAGUUUCAGCGGGCGGGCGUGCAAUCAGACUUGUCAAUGCCCUUCCUGUCGCAUCUUCACUUACGAAGCUUCGGAAACUGAAACUCGUUGGGGUGACUAGCCGUCAAUCCGCCGACACGGGAGUUGUGGACGAUUCUCAAUGGUUCAGGGACUUGCCCUCGGACUCGAUAGAAGAAAUCCAUCUUGCACAUACAUCGGGCGAACUCUUGGGCAUUGAGUUCCCGAAAGUCCCGAGUGCACGACUCUCUUGA
Messenger RNA from Marasmius oreades (fairy-ring Marasmius), 1110 nucleotides. RefSeq lists its product as uncharacterized. The transcript has a single exon. The record is from RefSeq and is a predicted model, not a curated record. NCBI's taxonomy places the organism in Eukaryota, Fungi, Basidiomycota, Agaricomycetes, Agaricales, Marasmiaceae. The coding region runs from base 1 to 1110 and encodes 369 amino acids.